Exophiala viscosa is the source of this 540-nucleotide messenger RNA. RefSeq names its product translation machinery-associated protein 16. The transcript has 3 exons. Gene Ontology annotation, cellular component: nucleus. The record is from RefSeq and is a predicted model, not a curated record. Lineage: Eukaryota; Fungi; Ascomycota; Eurotiomycetes; Chaetothyriales; Herpotrichiellaceae. The coding region runs from base 1 to 540 and encodes 179 amino acids.
AUGGCUCGCGCUUUAAGCAAAGUCCACAAGCAGAUCUCCAAGAAGAGGAACGGAAAGAUAAACAAUCUUCAUGAGAACAGUCGUUCUGCCCAACGGUUACGCGCAGCAGGUGCCCGGGAGGACAAACUGACCAGGAUGAUGGACGCUGCCGUGAAGCAGAACCAGGUCUAUGUCGACAGAAUCGCGUGGUUCAAAUCAGCGUUGGAGGGUUCUGUUGGUGCCGUGAGUGAUGAGGAACUACACUUAUUGACCCAGAGCUUCAUUGACCGCGAGGAUGAACAACUGGCGGAGGCUCAACAACAGCGAAGACCAGGACGUCCGCCUUCAAAGCUUGAAGAACAGAUCAAGCUGAGAAAGGACUCUGAGGAACGUGAAUUUCGUGGCGGUCUCUGGGUUCCCGAACUUCGGGCGGAGGAAAGCCGCUCAAAGCUCGAAAGGUGGAAUGGAGACUGGAAUGGACUCAACACGCUGAAAUUUGUCCGUGUUGUCAAGAACGGGGAAAUCAAGCCUUCCAGCUUUCCGCCAAAAGGACUGUCUUGA